AUGUCGUCGCCGCCCUCCUGGCUUUUUUCUAACAACAGCGACAACAAGAGGCUCGUUGCGGCAACGGCACAAGACGGCGACUCGACGAAGCGAUCCAAGUGCUCGGCCGGAAAGAUGGCCAAGAAGGACAGCAAGGUGGCGGCUUCCGCUAAGAAGGAAGGCUCCAAGCGCACCGUCUCGGUCCCUCCCGCACAGCUGCUGGACUUGGUGGAGAAGUUCCUCGCCGACAACUCCUUCAGCAAGGCCCACGCGGCCUUUCAAAAGCAGCGCGAGCAGAGUGGGCUGAAGGCCGGCCAUGGUGGUAGCAACCAGACGCUUGCCCAAGUCUAUCAGUCCUGGAAAGCCUCGAAAGGGAAGGCCAAAGCCGAUGGCGCGGACAGCUCAAGCGAAUCAAGCUCCGGCUCCGGCUCCGGCUCCAGUUCCAGUUCCAGUUCCGACUCUAGCGAAAGCGAGAGCGAGAGUGAGAGCGACAGCGAAGACGACACGGCGAAAAAACCUGCUGCGAGCCUGAAGCGCAAGGCACCUGCCAGCUCCAGUUCGUCGGAUUCAGGCUCGUCGGACUCUGACUCCGACUCGAGCUCAGAUUCGGUUUCCGAAAACCAGCCCAAGGCCAAGAAGCAAAAGACUGCCGCCGCGACGACGCCAACCUCGGAUGGUGGCAAGAUGGACGUGGAUGGUGACUCAUCGGACAGCUCAAGCUCCAGUUCCGACUCCGACUCUGAAUCCGACUCCGGCACGGACUCGGACUCGGACUCGGGCUCGGACUCUGGCUCUGACUCUUCCGACUCUGACUCCGAUUCCGACUCUGACUCUGAUUCCGACUCUGACUCUGAUUCCGACUCCGACUCCGAUUCUGGCAAGCCCGUCAAGGCCAAGGUCGCGGCCAAGGUCGCGUUGCCGGAGUCGGACAGCUCGGACUCGGACUCGGACUCGGACUCGGACUCGGAUUCGGACUCUGAGAAGGACCAGCCAAAGGUCAAGAGGAAUGCCAACAAAGAUUCGUCCGACACGUCGGUGACACUCGAGGGCUCUCCGCAGCCCAAGAUUACGACAACCAAUCCCCCCCUGCCCCCUGAUCCGGCGAUCAAAGGGGCCAAAGGUGGCAAGAAGGCGCAAGGCGAGCGCUUCUCCCGGAUCCCCAAAGAUAUUAAGGUGGAUGCGAGGUUUUCUUCUAACGACUACGUGUCGAUGGACUACUCGCAGCGAGCGUACGAUGACCUCAUCGUGACCAAGGGCAAGGGCUUCACGAAGGAAAAGAAUAAGAAGAAGAGGGGCAGCUUCAAGGGCGGCAUGAUUGACAUUCACGAGAAGAAGGGCAUUUACUUUGAUGACUAA
This is a messenger RNA of Drechmeria coniospora, 1335 nucleotides long. RefSeq lists its product as uncharacterized. NCBI's taxonomy places the organism in Eukaryota, Fungi, Ascomycota, Sordariomycetes, Hypocreales, Ophiocordycipitaceae. The record is from RefSeq and is a predicted model, not a curated record. Bases 1 to 1335 code for a protein of 444 amino acids. The transcript has a single exon. Gene Ontology annotation, cellular component: nucleoplasm; nucleolus.